Cajanus cajan (pigeon pea) is the source of this 2484-nucleotide messenger RNA. Its product is annotated as flocculation protein. NCBI's taxonomy places the organism in Eukaryota, Viridiplantae, Streptophyta, Magnoliopsida, Fabales, Fabaceae. The record is from RefSeq and is a predicted model, not a curated record.
GCCACCACCUGUUCAAGAUAUUAUUUCUCUCUCUAAAACCGUUCCCCUUUUCUCUCUCUCUAAAAUUCUUCAAAUCCUUCUCAACCAUUUUGCUUGAUUGCUCCACUCGAAUUACGGUCUCUCCUAACGGAACCUAGGGUUUUCAAUUUUUUUCGCCUGCAAUCUGAUUUCCUAUGGCUAACGGGAGAGAACGAGAUUUGUUCCACGGCGACGCGAUUGAUCCUGCGGACGCCUCCAACGGUGAGGGUUUCGACGAUUCGUCUUCGGUGGACAGCGACGGUGCUUCGAGGAGGCAGGUCGGGCUCACGGAGCGGUUGACGGAUAUUCUCGUCGACGAAAGCGACGGCGAUCUGUUGAUUCAGCAGACCAAUAGGGAGGACCGGUUCCUGCAGUGGCUUCAGGCUCUCGAUAUGCAAGUCAUGGGAGCGUGUCGCGCUGACGAGAGGUUGAAACCCUUGCUCAAGAUGAACACUGCUUGUGGCGUCGCCGAAGAUCCUCUCCUCGCUCAAUUGACUCAGCAUUUCGAGCCAUCUGAAGUUGGGAUGCUAGCGAGAUGCUUCUGCGUGCCUCUUGUUUCGAUCCGCGUUGGAAAGAUCAACAAGGAAGGGACUCGCCUCUGCCCUACACCGAACAGGGGUAACUUGACACUUGUACUACUGCCAAGUUCCGAUCUCCGUCUCUCAUUCAUUGGGGAUGAUGGUAGAACAGAGAGAUUAUUUACUUUUACCAGCAAAUCCCAAUGCUCAGCUGUUGUGGUUGAUGAAAUUCCAACCGAUAGUUCUGGCCGAUCCUUCCUUGUAAGGACUCCAGAUAGCAGAACCUUUUACUUUUGGUGCUCUGAAAAGUCUAAGCUUUUGGGAAUUGAAUUACUUGAAAAGAUGAAGGAUUUGCUCAAGAGGAAGCCUUCCAUUGUUGAGUUGAGUGGCAUUAGCAAGUCACGACUUGACUGCUUUGCAACUCAGCUUCGUGCUUUUCUUGUGGGGUCAGUGGGGGGCAGUGGUCAUGAUGGUUCAGUUUGUGCAACAUCCACUAAUUCCAUUGCUUGCUGUAAUGUUGCUUCCGAUACUUCACACCCUUCAUCUUCAAAAUUUCCCCGAUCUCGAAAUGUUGGAGGUCAAACAGCAAAAGGAGACACAGCACUUUACCAGAGUAUUCUUAGUCCAAGAUCAAGUUCUUUUAAAGAAGUUCCCCCAAGAAACUUGUCUUCUCUCAGGAUUGCAGCCAGGGAGAAAAUUAAACGCCGUGGUGAAAAUCAUCAGCCAACAGUUGAUAACUUGACAAAUGAUUCAACAAACAUUAUGGAUUUAUCGUCAACUUCUGAUCAUGACAAAGCAUCAGAAGUUUCCAAAACUCUUGCCUUUUCUCCUAGUUUUCUGGGAUCACUAGGAAGGCUUGCUGUUCCAUCAACCCUUGGACUGGGUGGGGAGGCCCCUCCUGUGGUGGCACCUCUUUUUUCCCCCUACUAUUGUUGGUGUCCCCCUGGGAUUUCUACCUGUCCAUCCAUUGCAGCAGUUACACAGUCUCCCGAAUCCCCUAUUGGAACACUGCCUUUUCCAUCAGGUGCCCCUUUAUUACCAAACCCUCUAUCAGCUACCCUGUUGGAUCCGGUACAGCCUCUUAGUACUUCCAUGGACUUUCCUCCAUUUCUGCCUGAUCCAUUGGUCAGAAUGUCAUUGCCGUCUUCUCAGCAGAUUCCCACUUUCAUACCAUUAAUGUGUGAUCCAAUAGUUCACGUGCCAGUGAUUGACGUGUGCUCUUCAGGUCAGGGCUAUCUGGUGAGUGCUGGUCCUGCAUUGCCAACUAACAUUGCACCGUUGCAUCCAAAUCUUGUGAAGCCACUGAUUCCUGAAUCUGAUGCUGUGGUGAAGGGUGCGAGAGAGACUCUAAGAUUGCUGAUUAGUGGUUCAAGCCAGGGUAACCAACAGAUGAUGAGGGACACUCUGCCAGCGGUUUUAACUAAUCCGGAUGAAAAACAAAACAUCCUUGUGGCUGGCAGCCGUGGUCUUUAUACGGGAAGCCAUGAUAUUAAUGCUAUUGCAAACAGCAUUGCUGCCAUGGGAUUAGUAUCACUAUCUGGGGUAUCCAAUAGAGACACUGGAGGCUAUUCGGAGGCAUGUGACAACUAUGGGAUUCUGGGAAAAACAGUGAAAAAUUCCAAUGAUUCAGGUGGUUCCAUGUUGGAAGAUGAGGGCGGGUCUUCAGUGGAUUCUAAGCAGUAGUGAUGAAUGCGAUUAUGUUUUUCUUUUUGAUGUAGAUCUCUUUUGUCCAGCAAAUGUAGAUAUAUGCUGUAGCAUUUUGAAUGGUUUUAAAGUUCAAAUUUCACCAUUCAAGUCUUGGUCCCACGUAGGAUGCGUUGAUUCUUUCUUGAUUAGAAAUAUGGAAUGCGGCUGAAUCGGAUUUUGGCUAGUUGUAUAUUCGUUUUGGGUGCAUGUAGUGAUAAAUUGGUAUGCAACAAUAUCAUAUUGCCGCCUGGUAUCCUUUUCA